Acaromyces ingoldii is the source of this 1770-nucleotide messenger RNA. RefSeq names its product t-SNARE. The record is from RefSeq and is a predicted model, not a curated record. The transcript has 4 exons. Gene Ontology annotation, molecular function: SNARE binding; SNAP receptor activity. Gene Ontology annotation, cellular component: endomembrane system; SNARE complex; plasma membrane. Gene Ontology annotation, biological process: intracellular protein transport; exocytosis; vesicle fusion. Bases 228 to 1577 code for a protein of 449 amino acids. Lineage: Eukaryota; Fungi; Basidiomycota; Exobasidiomycetes; Exobasidiales; Cryptobasidiaceae.
CAUUUGGUGGCCACCAGUCUUCUUCGCGCGACAAAGGAAAUACCAGCGAAGCAGAUCACGCUGUCGUCGUCGUAAAGCGGGCGACCAAUUGGCCAGAGAAGAGAGGAUCUGGUACUGGACUAGACCUACGGAACACUCCUCGCAGAGCAACGACUAUCCAAGGGUAGUCGUCUCCAAUCGGUCGAUUUUUUUAAAGUAGGAAGCACGUUCGCUGCACCUUUUUCACCAUGGCUCGUGACAGGCUGGCGGCCAUGAGGGCGCAACAGAGCGGCGGAGGCGGUGCCGGUGGAUAUGGCGGAUACGGAGGCGGUAACCAGGGCUAUGGCGAUCACUCUUACCCUACGCAGCAGCCUGGAGGCUAUGCGCCAUAUGGAGGCGCACAGCAGGGCGGCUACGGAGGAGCAGCACCGGCACCUCAGGCUCCUGCACCCGCGUACAACCAAGGGUACGGCCAGGCCGGUGGCUACAAUGGCUACCAGCAGCAGCCCGCCGGUGGUAACAACGGGUAUGGGUAUGGCGGGCAACCGGGCGGCGGCUACGAUGCUGGUGCAGGCGCCUACGAGAUGCAGGGUGUCGGUGGGGAAAAGGUUGGCGCGGCGCCGGCCGGCGCGCCCAGCAUGGACUCCUUCUUUGCCGAAAUCUCCGACAUCCAGGACACGAUCCGCCAGAUUGACGACAACAUCAACCGCAUCUCGGAUCUGCACUCGCGCAGCCUCAACAACAUGGACGAGGCCUCGUCGCAGCAGGCCCACCAGCAGCUCGCCGGCAUGUCAUCGGAGACGAGCCGGCUGACGAACGCCGUCAAGAACAAGAUCCGGACCCUGGACUCGCAGACGGCGCGCAUGCCCGACGGCGGCGACAAGAACGUCCGCAAGACGCAGAUUGGCGCGCAGAAGAACCGCUUCAAGGAGACGAUCCAGCGCUACACCCAGGUUGAGCAGACGUACCGGAAAAAGUACAGGGACCGGGCCGAGCGCCAGUUCCGCAUCGUCAAGCCCGAUGCGACGCCCCAGGAGGUCAAGGCGGCCAUCGACGACGACCAAGGGCAACAGAUCUUCUCGCAGGCGCUCCUCAACUCGAACCGGCACGGCGAGGCACGCGGUGCCCUGCGCGAGGUGCAGGAGAGGCACGAGGACAUCAAGAAAAUCGAAAAGACGCUCGUCGAGCUCGCCCAGCUGUUCCAGGAGAUUGACAUUCUCAUCACCGAGCAGGGCGAGACGAUCGACGUUGUUGAGCAGCACGCUACGGCCGUUGAGAACGACAUGGACCAGGGCCUGCAGGCAACGAACAAGGCAGUCAAGUCGGCCGCCGCGGCCCGUCGCAAGAGAAAGUGGUGCUUCAUCAUCAUUGUCAUCAUCAUCAUCAUCGUCGCUGUCAUCAUCGUCGGCAUCAUUUGCGGCAAGGGCGACUGCACCGGUGGCAACAAAAACAACAACAACAACGCUCGCCGUUCGCUACUCGACGACGAGGAGCCUCUCCUCUACGUCUCGCGCGGCAUGCUCACCACCUUUGCCGACGACUGGACUCGCGGAAGCAUGCGGCGAGACUUUGUCCUCGACGCACCCGACGAGGCAUGAGCAUCAUAGACGGUUGUUUUCUGCUCUUUCCUCUCCCACCCUUUCUCAGUAUAUCUUUCCUUCUUUCUCCUCUUCUUCUUCUUUCUGGCCUCCUUACCCUCUUAUUUCUCCGCUUCCCCCACUCAAUUAUCCUCCAAUCACGCUCGCUACCAGCUCAGUCUGCAUUGGUACCUCUCUUCCUCCGACAGUAAGG